AUGGCGGGAGCUCCCAACCAGACGCUGUACGUCAACAACCUGAAUGACAAAAUCAAUGUCGAGACCUUGAAGAAGUCUCUUCGGGAGGUGUUUGCAGCAUUUGGCGGCAUCAUCGACAUUGUCGCGAUGAAGUCUCUCAAGCGUCGUGGGCAGGCUUGGAUCAUCUUCAAGGAGGUCCCGACAUGGAUGGAGAGCGAGAGAGAGGGAGGGAGAAUAGCAAAAAGAGAUGGAGUGAGCUGGCGGGCACAGCUAAGUCACACCGAGUUGUGUAAUACCACUGAAUACCACUUGCAUUCAGAACCUGGAGAUAUCAUGCCGUGCCCCACAAGCCAACUUUCCCCCCCCCCCCCCCCCAGACUUUACAAAGAGACGGGUCAGCAAGUUUAG
This is a messenger RNA of Symbiodinium natans, 387 nucleotides long. The record is from the annotation of a GenBank genome assembly. NCBI's taxonomy places the organism in Eukaryota, Dinophyceae, Suessiales, Symbiodiniaceae.